Hemiscyllium ocellatum (epaulette shark) is the source of this 4423-nucleotide messenger RNA. It is a transcript of the gene ankle2, whose product is annotated as ankyrin repeat and LEM domain containing 2. NCBI's taxonomy places the organism in Eukaryota, Metazoa, Chordata, Chondrichthyes, Orectolobiformes, Hemiscylliidae. The record is from RefSeq and is a predicted model, not a curated record. The transcript has 14 exons. Gene Ontology annotation, biological process: negative regulation of phosphorylation. Gene Ontology annotation, molecular function: protein phosphatase 2A binding. Gene Ontology annotation, cellular component: endoplasmic reticulum. Bases 247 to 3246 code for a protein of 999 amino acids.
UUGGCCACAGCUGCUCAGCCGGGAGGGGGUCCUUGCUGCUUUGGGCAGUUUGAACGGGUCGCUGUUGCUGAGAGAAGUGUCGCUGGAUUAACGUGACGGCGAGCGGAAUGCGGCGCAGAUUUUACCUGUUGCAGAUGCUGAAUUUCUCAAUCUGAAAUAGACCUACUGCUUUCCAUAUGCUCAAUACCUAAUAGUGACAUCAGCUUGCAAGUACAGGAAAGAUUGAAUUUCGCUGAUAAAGACAGCAUGGAUUCUAUUUUGAUGCGAUUGAAGCAACUUACCCCUGCUGAACUCAGACAAGAAAUUCUCAAUGCUGGAUUGAACUAUGGACCCAUAACUUUGACGACCCGUUCCAUUUUUGAGAAGAAAUUAGCCCAGGCUUUGUUGGAGCACCAGGGAGGAGGAGAAGCAGUUAGGCUGCCUGAAUUAAUCGAUAAUUCAGUCAAACCUGACGAUGACAAAACUUUGCGCAGCCACUCCUCGGGUGUGUCUGACUGCAGUUCUGCCCCAUAUUCUGACCAGUCCCAUCCAUCAAGAGUUGUCAGUGCCGACAACGAUGGACAUUUUGGAUAUAAUGUGGGACCGAAUCCUCCAGAUGAGGCAUCAUUAUCAAAAGAUGUAGAUGUGAGUGAUUUACAGAAUAGUGCUGAACAGAUGUUGGGAGGGUCAGCUGCCUCCCCUUCACUUUAUUAUGGGGUUUGUCCAGUCUGGGAUGACAUAUUGUCCAGGAAUGACAAAGCACAUGUAUAUGUGGAUAAGAAGGAAGCUCUUCAAGCUGUAAAGUUGAUGAAAGGGUCUCGGUUCAAAGCUUUCACAAACAGAGAAGAUGCAGAAAAAUUUGCGAGAGGGAUUUAUGACUACUUCCCCUCACCGAGCAAGUCAGCUGCUAGUGUAUCUCCAUUGAAAGCCAAUGUGAUGUGUAAUAGAGAUGGCGCAAGUUCUCUGGAAGUAGAAAGCACCAAUAGGGAGAGAGCCAACAGUUUCAAAAGCCCACGCUCUCAGGAUUUAACAUCCAAGCUGAGGAAGGCUGUUGAAAAAGGAGACAAGGCCAUCUUUCUUGAUCUUGUUUGGAGUAAUCCACGUUACCUAAUUGGAUCUGGAGAUAACCCUACAGUUCUACAGGAAGGAUGUCGAUAUAAUGCCAUGCAUGUUGUUGCUAAAGAAAAUCAGCCUCAAAUUUGCCAACUUCUAUUGGACACAUUGGAAAACCCUGAAUUUAUGCUGCUGAUGUAUCCAGAUGAUAAUGAAGUUAUGCUGCAAAAACGAAUCAAAUACAUAGUUGACCUUUAUCUCAAUACACCUGAUAAAAUGGGUUUUGACACCCCAUUACAUUUUGCCUGUAAGUUUGGACAUGCUGAGGUGGUUAAUGUGUUAUGCUCGCAUCCUGAUAUCAGCAAAUUUGCAAAGAACAAGUGUGGCCAAACUCCUGUGGAGGUUAUUUGUGAAAGGAGUAAAAAUAAAUCUGAAGAACUAAAGGAAAAGAUCCGAGAGUUUUUACAAGAUCGAUAUUAUGUACCAUUGCUAAGAGAUAUUGACAACUCCUGUCCGCCCAUAAUUGGUUCUCCCUGGUCACCUGAUCAGUCAUCUGAGCAGCAUUGCACAUCUUUAUCCAGGCACACUGGGAAUCCCAAGGAUCCAGUUAUGGAAGUUAGAGCAUUUGCAGGACCCAUGCCUCCAUCCAAGGCAGAGGUAUUUCGGAGAGUAUGGAAAACUCCAUCUCGAGAGAGAGCAAAUGAAUUUAAAAAGGCAGAUGCUGAGCGAGGCUAUGAGAGAGUUGGAAGGGAUUUAGCUCAUGAAAUGGGACAUCCAUGGGCUGAGUACUGGGAAUUUCUUGGCUGUUUUAUUGAUCUUGCUGCACCAGAAGGAAUUAGAAAAAUAGAAGACUAUCUGAGUAAAAAAGCUGAACAGGAAGGUGGAGACAUCUAUAUCUGCAAUAAAUUCAGAAGUCCUCCACCAAGUGGUAAAACUAAUAAGUACUGCAGCUCGAUCGCUGGUUCUUUUUUGGAUGAUGACCUCAGUUUAGAAGAAUUAAAAAAUAGACAAAAUGCUGCAUUAAAAGUCAGCAUGUCAGUGGUUAGUUCUGGAACUAGCCCUGGUACCAUUGAAGGAAAUGGAUGCCAUAUACUUCCUGUGCAGCACUCAACAGACAUUAUUGAUUCUACAAACAAUCUAAGUAAACUUGACAUGGCAAUCUCACCCAACUUAAAUGGAGUCUGUUCUCCUGUUGGUACUGAAAAUCCUGGAGGGCAAUGUUCUCGUUCAUUUACCAUGUCUGGAUCAAAAGAUAUCCUUUCCCCUGUUUCUAACCUCAUGGCUGAAUUUGAAAAGCUUUCACUCUACGAUGAUGAAGAGAGAAAUUUGCUGUCUGAGGUGAAUGAAGUAACUGGAGAGUUGAUGGGCAGUAAUGUGUCAGGAUUGGUAGCUCAUGAGAAAAGUUCUAUGAAUGACCAGGAUAUACAGUGGAGUGAGAGUGAUCUAAUUGAGAGUGAGGGAGUGACUGAAAAAGAAACCAGGAAGGAAAAUCCAUUACUCACUCCUGACCAGAAGCAACCUGUGAUGGAAGAUAGUGGUGAAAUCUCCAAUUUAUUGUCAUUAUGCACAUCAAAGGUAGCAACUUUACAGCUGAAAAAUCAGAGAAACUAUGCACACGGCAGCAGUCAAGCCUGCAGGACAGCGAUUUCUCCUACUUUGGAAAGGGAGUUUUCUGUAAAUCCUUCACAGGAAUCUAGUGCAUCUCAAGACAAACUGAACUCGCAGACCACUAUGCAUUUGGAGAGCAUUACUGGCAGAUCCCCAGAAGACCAGCAACAGUUUCUUCCCAAGCACACUCCAGGGUCUUUAAGAAGAGGAUCCUCCAAGGAGAUCUUUCUAGUUGGAGAUGGACCAACGAAGCUCGACAGUGAUGUUUUAGCUGCGCUGAAUGGUGUUGAUAUUGACCCUCUGAUGUUCCCAUGUUUAAGUCAGUGGAAGAGUAGAAUGCAGUUCUACUCCCCGUCAGAAAUGCAAAGUUGGCCAAGCCCUGCUAUACUAAAAGGGAGACCAAAAAUGCAGUCCAUUGCACAGAGUUCUCCAUGCAGCCCUGGUUUCUCCAUUCAUGGGAGAUCUAGUCCACUGUGCCACAGUCCAGGAAAGUUUGGGAGCUCUCCUUACUCAGAGUUUGGAAGCCCAGGGCGAUACAGUCCAGCCUAUGCCAGCCAUAUCCAGGUGCUGCGACUUCUGCACUUAACUGAAUCAUCUGAGCUCUAACAUUUACUGUUGUGAAAACAAUAUAUUGGCCCAUUUUAGAGGAGGAACUGAUUUUAUAUUUUGAAAAAAGAAAUGUAGUUUCCUAAAUACAUCUAAAAUGUACAAUGGCUGUUUCAUUGUUAAUGUAUUCUUUUGAUGUAAAUCAAUUUUCAUUGCAUUUCCUUAUUGCCUGUAUUAUCCCAAGUUCCCCAUUUCUCUGUAAUCAAUGUUAACCCUGAUGUUUCUGCCAUCUCUUCAUCCAAACAUGAAUACAUCACAACUUUUUUAUGCCAAGUGUCCCCUAUUUGAACUUGCCCAAAAAUAGGAUUGGGAGAAAAAGUAAUUUAACUUUUCUGAGGAUUUCAUGACCAAGGCAGCUCUGAAUAUUGAACAGCAUCCUGAUAAUGUUAGUAACACUCGCAGUUAUGGUUUUUUUUCAAUUUAAUUUCUGUGAAAUUUCUCUAAGAUUCCACUUAUUUUGGGGGGUGGGGGUGGAGUGAAGUCAUACAGAGGAAGAAUAAAUUAAACUGGUGUUAUUUGUUAUUGCUGGGAUGUACAUUUAUGGGUGUGUUACUGAACAUUAUACAGCAUGGAACUGAAAUGUGCUACAAAAAGUAAGUUUCUAGAACUGAUGUGUAGAAAGGCAGAAAACAUCUAUGUUAAACAGAUGAAGAGAGAAAAUAAGGUACUGACAUACAGCAAUGAAUCAGUCUCCCUGACACCUUGUUUGCAUUGGUCAUUAAGUAUUCUCAGUACGUUUGUCAAUUGUAUUAAAAAUUGUUGCAAGAAAAUUGCAUCUGUGACUUUUGCAAGCUUUUUAGUGCCUUUUUAAAAGUACUUUUUAAUUGAGCUAUGGACUAGUAUUACUGUUGCCUUUAAUGUAAUUAAAUGCAGCAUAUAGGUAUGGGAUGACUGGAUAAUUUCUGGAGACCAUCUACUGUUCAGCCCCCACAUUGUUACAGCACAGAUACCGAGGACACAAUGCUAACCGGAAAGCAUUUUUGUCCUUGUAUAAAGUGGUUUUACACUGUUGCUCCUACACCCCUAAGUGCCAGUAGAUUGGUCCUCUAAAUAUAUGAAAAUGUCUGACCUUAUUGCCUCUGACCUUUCAGACUGCACCUCUGGGAUGUAGCAUGUAUUUAUGGUACAUUUCUUACUGUGUAAAUGUGAAAUGAUGACUAGAGAAAAGAAUAAAGAA